Messenger RNA from Manis pentadactyla (Chinese pangolin), 9747 nucleotides. RefSeq names its product ALF transcription elongation factor 1 (gene AFF1). NCBI's taxonomy places the organism in Eukaryota, Metazoa, Chordata, Mammalia, Pholidota, Manidae. The transcript has 20 exons. Gene Ontology annotation, biological process: regulation of gene expression. Bases 1013 to 4642 code for a protein of 1209 amino acids. The record is from RefSeq and is a predicted model, not a curated record. Gene Ontology annotation, cellular component: nucleus; super elongation complex.
UGGUUUGCAUCCUCAGGAAUUAAAAGAAAACUUGCCAGUUUCUUAAUUAUUUUAGGGACCAAAAUGUAUGUUUCCUUUGUACUCUGGGUGUUGUGCAAAAAAGGGAGGGCGUUUUGCAAGUGUUUUUAUUUCAGUGUAAUGAAAUCAAAACUGAAAGCGAACAAAAUAAAACCAGUGUGCGUUAGUUAAACGUUUAGUGACUGCAAGCAUUGGAAUGUUCAAAAGGUGUACCGAAUGGGGUUUACUGCUGCGGUUUUAUGCCUUUCUCACUGUAGCCUCUUGGGGUACGAUAUUCGACAAAUAUUCAAAUUGGAGCUGGAGUUUUGAGCGGCCGAGUAGUGUGUGUUUGUAUAUCGUUAAAAACCGGCAAGGGAGCGCUAGCCAGGAGCCUGCAGGCGGGGCUCCGUGGCGAACGCGCGAGCUGGGAGCUGGGAGCUGGGCUGCGUCGGCGCCCAGUCUCGCGCCCCCGCCCGGCGCAGCCUCAGGCUCGGGUGGGCCGAGCGCCGUGCCCAUUUAAGGAGGCGGGCCGUACCACCACAACUUUCCGGACAGGGGGGACUCGAGCAGCCUCGGACAACAUUGAGUGAGCCAAAAGACGAUUUCCUUUCCCUUCUAAAUUUUGGCCCGAGUUCUAGAGUUGCUCGGUGGAGCGGUGUGCUGGUGGGCUUUGGGCGUGGGCGCCUUUGAUUUCCCUUCUCCGAAACCGCCCUGAGGGAUCUCACUCGCUCUGAGUUCGGACGCGACGCUCCCCGGUCUCGUCCGAAGUGUAGUUGGCCUGAGGAGGCCCCAGUGCCCGGAUGUCCAUCAGGCUUAGUAGGAGCCAAUGCGCUCGGAGCCCGAGGCUGUGCUGAGGACGCCCAGGCUCCGGAGCAGGUAGUCCGGUAACAUCGGGGAGUCGCUCCGGGGAAACGUCCCCGCCCGGCCCCUGCAAAUGGUGAGCGCGGCGGUGGCAGACGGGCCGCGGGUUGAAGGCUCUGAUGGACCGAAGACCUUGAGCUCUGUGAACUGAAUUAUGGCAGCCCAGUCAAGCUUGUACAAUGAAGACAGAAACCUGCUUCGAAUUAGAGAGAAGGAAAGACGCAACCAGGAGGCUCACCCAGAGAAAGAGGCGUUUCCUGAGAAGAUCCCUCUUUUUGGAGAGCCCUACAAGACAGAAAAAGGUGAUGAGCUGUCCAGUCGAAUACAGAACAUGUUGGGAAACUAUGAAGAAGUGAAGGAGUUCCUUAGUACCAAGUCCCAUCCUCAUAGCUUGGAGGCUUCUGAAAAUAGGUUGGGAAAGCCAAGAUACCCUUUAUUUCCUGAGAAGGGGAGCAGCAUUCCAUCCCACUCCUUCCACACUAGUGUCCACCACCAGCCUGUUAGCACUCCUGCCUCUGGACCACUUCCUGUUGGUAACAGCCACAAUCCCAAGAUGGCGCAGCCGAGAAUGGAACCAAUGGCAAGUCUUCAUGUCAAAAACUAUGGCCCACCAGAUACCCAACACCUGCCUCAAGAUCGCCUUGGUCAGGAAGGGUACAUCCCCAGUUACCACAGAAAAGGCAGCCACAGAGCUGAUGGAGACCCCUGUGCUGCAGUGGCAGACUCAGCUCCAGAGAGGGGGCUUUCUCCUGCACUCUCCUCUUUGCCUUCCCCGGUACCCCCUUUGUCACCUAUACAUUCCAGCCAGCAGACUCUUCCCAGGGUGCAAGGAAGCAACAAGGUUCACAGCAGUACCAGUACCAGUAAAGGCUACUGCCCAGCCAGAUCUCCCAAGGACCUAGCAGUAAAGGCCCCGGACAAAGAAGCCCCUCAAGACAGUUUGGUGGCACUUGGCAGCCUUGGGGUAGCCCCUCCCCAGCCACCUUCCCAGACUUUUCCCCCACCGUCCCUCCCCUCAAAAAGUGUUGCAAUGCAGCAGAAGCCCACAGCGUACGUCCGGCCCAUGGACGGCCAGGAUCAGGCUCCUAGUGAGUCUCCUGAACUGAAACCACUGCUGGAGGACUACCGGCAGCGGACCUUUGAAAAAACGGACUUAAAAGUGCCUGCCAGAGCCAAGCUCACCAAGCUAAAAAUGCCUUCUCAGUCGGUUGAGCAGACUUUCUCCAAUGAAGUCCAUUGUGUUGAAGAGAUCCUGAAGGAAAUGACCCAUUCGUGGCCUCCUCCUUUGACAGCAAUACAUACUCCAAGUACAGCUGAACCCUCCAAAUUUCCAUUUCCUACAAAGGAUUCUCAGCACAUUAGUUCUGCAACUCAAAACCAAAAACAACAUGAUGCAUCUUCAAAAGCCCACACCAACUCUCAGCAGGGGACUUCCAUGCUCGAAGAUGACCUCCAGCUCAGUGACAGUGAGGACAGUGAUGGUGAACAGGCCCCGGAGAAGCCGCCAUCCACAUCUGCACCUCCAAGCGCUCCACAGUCGCUUCCAGAAGCAGUGGCCUCAGCACAUUCCAGCAGCGCCGAGUCAGAGAGCACCAGUGACUCAGACAGCUCCUCAGACUCGGAGAGUGAGAGCAGCUCAAGUGACAGCGAAGAGAAUGAGCCCCCAGAAGUCCCGGCUCCUGAGCCCGAGCCUCCUACAACAAACAAAUGGCAGCUGGACAACUGGCUGACCAAAGUCAGCCAGCCAGCGGUGCCCCCAGAGGCCCUGGGGAGUGCAGAGCCCUCGCCUCGGCCCCCGGACAGUAAGGCCAAGGGCGGCAGCGACGGCGCGGAGCGCUCGGAACCCAAAGAUCCUCCCGCCAGAAGCUGCAGCAAAGGUCCCCGGGCCCUUCCAGAAGGUCCCCACGCGGGCAAGAGAAGCUGCCAGAAGUCCCCCGCCCAGCAGGAGCCCCCGCAGAGGCAAACUGUUGGAACCAAACAACCCAAAAAACCCACCAAGGCCUCUGUGCAGGCAGAUUCUCGGGCCAGCGUGCAGGUGGAAAGUGAAUCGGGACUUCCCUACGGCUGCAAAGACAAGCCCAAAGUGAAGACGAAAGGGCGGCCGCGAGCUGGAGAAGGUGGGGAGCUGCCGACAGCGGCACCUGCGCGCGGUGAUCGGCGGAAGCACAGGAGUGGCCCGGCCGCCAAGGCGCUUGGGGGCGCCGAGCCCACGAAGGACGAUGCAGAAGCCCGGAUCCCUGAGCACUUGGCCCUCGUCCCGCUGACUCAGAGCCAGGGCCCCGCUCAGGGCGGUGGUGGCGGCAGGACCGGUGGCUGCCGCCGGGCCGUGGUGCUGCACGAGGACCACCGGAAGGACAAAGCCCCCGUGCCGGCGAGAGACACCCGGCUGCGCUCCCCACUCAGGGAUGCCCCGCUGCCACAGAUCCUGAUGGUGAAGAUCACCCUGGACCUCCUGGCGCGGGUUCCCCAGGCGCCCGGGAAGGGGGACCGCCAGAAGAAGCCCGAGGACAAACAGCCACCGGCAGGGAAGAAGCUCGACUCGGAGAAGAGGGGCUCGGACCACUCCGGCAAGUCUGCCCGAAAGAGAAAGGGUGAAGCAGAAAGAGACCAUGAUAGCAAGAAAGUCAGAUUGGAGAAAGAAACCAAAUCACAGUCGUCAUCUUCAUCCUCCCACAAAGAAUCCACUAAAAUAAAAGCACCCAGGCCCUCCUCUGAGUCCUCCAAGAAGGAAAUGCUUCCCCCACCGCUUGUGUCCUCCUCCUCCUCCUCCUCCUCCUCCUCCUCCUCCCAGAAGCCAGCCAAGCCUGCACAAAAGAGGCCAAGGCGGGAAGCAGACCCCUGUGGCCAGGACCCUCCCAAAAGUGCCAGUAGUAUCAAGGGCAGCCAUAAAGACUCUUGCAUCCCCAAGCACAGAAAAGCAGAGGGGAAAGGCUCUGGAGGCCCCACGGAACCCGGGGGAUCUUCUGGAGAUACUGCAAAUCCUUUUCCAGUGCCUUCUUUGCCAAAUGGUACCUCCAAACCAGGGAAGCCUCAAGUGAAGUCUGACAAACAGCAAGCAGAUUUUCACAUGAAGGAGGCCAAAAAGUUGAAGUGCAAAGCAGAGUUAAUGCCAGACAAGAUUGGGAAGGCUUUUAAGUACUUGGAAGCUGCCUUGUCCUUUAUUGAGUGUGGGAUUGCCAUGGAGUCAGAAAGCCCGGCGUCAAAGUCGGCUUACUCUGUGUACUCAGAAACUGUAGACCUCAUUAAAUUUGUAAUGUCAUUAAAAUCCUUCUCAGACGCCACAACACCAACACAAGAGAAAAUAUUUGCUGUCUUAUGCAUGCGUUGCCAGUCCAUUUUGAACAUGGCGAUGUUUCGUUGUAAAAAAGAUAAAGCAAUAAAGUAUUCUCGUACUCUUAGCGAACACUUCAAGAUUUCUUCCAAAGCUGCCCAGGCACCUUCUCCAUGCAUUGCAAGAAGCACAGGCACACCAUCCCCGCUCUCUCCAAUGCCUUCUCCUGCCAGCUCCAUAGGGUCCCAGUCAAGUGCCGGCAGUGUGGGGAGCAGUGGGAUGCCGAUCACCAUCCAAAACAUGACAUCUUCCUAUGUCACCAUCACGUCCCAUGUCCUUACCGCCUUUGAUCUUUGGGAACAGGCUGAGGUCCUUACAAGGAAGAAUAAAGAAUUUUUUGCUCAGCUCAGCACAAGUGUGUGUGCACUAGCCCUCAACAGCAGUUUGAUGGAUCUGGUGCUCUACACAAGACAGGGUUUUCAGCGGCUCAAACAAGUAACCGAAACACCUUAAUGGAGGGCCAAGUUGAUUUAAUGCCUUGGGAACUUUUUUGCACAUUGGAAGCCUCAAAAACAGUCCAGACAUUUGUCUAAUCAGGACACCAGACUCAAGAAGAAAAGCACGAUGAGAUGGUUGGGACAUGAUGGAUAUGCAGAAGCAGAAAGCAGGAAACUGGCCUCAGAGAUGACCUUGCCUUCCCUAACUACAGGACAGAAGUGCAAUGGAGCCUAAGUGGGCAUAUGAAUGGUCUCGAAACAUUUCUGAAUUUUUUUAACCAGCAGGAUGCAAGUUGCAGAUGAGAUAAGGAGAAGCAAUUUCAACUCUGAAAGCAAAUUCAUGUCAUCUCAAUAGCCACACUAGUCAUUCCCAGAAGGAAAUUUUUUAACAAUGAAUUUUGGUGUACAGUUUUGUGGAUGAUUUUUUUUUUCUCAAGUUUGGGGGAAAAUAUUCAUAAAUGCUAAUGGUCAUCUAUAAAACAUAAGUUGUGAAGGACUCCACUGUACCCCACUUUGUUCUGAUGAACAGUGACUUUGGUAAUACCAAGUACUAUCAUAAUUUGUAACAUUGAAGGCAACCCCUCCCCCACAUUGCCUGGAGUACUGCACCCUCAUCCCCGCUCUGAUUUCUCUGGUUCUGUGCUAAGAGCCAGCCUACAUCAGAGCAGUGGAGAGAGGAGCUGCCGCACCCCGAGAAGCCGCCUGGGGCUUCGUGCAUGACGGAGGACACGGCUCUGCCAUUCCCCAACCCUGCUUCAGCAAAAGGCCGUCGCCACUGACUCUGUUCCAAGUUUUCUGCCUUGGGGAAAAAGGGAACCAACAUUUAUACCUGACCAGAUGGCUAAAGUGCUUUUUAAUUUUUGUUUAAGUAGAGCUGGAAUUUGAGGUGCUGAUCUGUGGUCUACAGUUAUGUGGUAACUCAUGUUGUCUAACCAACUCAGAGUUUGUCAGUGAACAAAGAAAAUGAAAUCUACUUCUUAGAGAGGCUAUAUUUUUCUGCUACAAAUUAUUUUAUAUUUAUAGCAAAACUAGACUUUCCGAGCCCUUGAAUGUUGUCUAGGGGAAAUUUAACUCCCUGAGAGGAUGUGGAGAUUUGGGGUGGUUAAUUAGACUUAAAAAAAAAAAUUUCACCACAUGCCUUCACUCCAGAGUGUUUCUCAAACUAGAUUUGCUUAGAUUGAAGAACUGUGGCCUUCCCAUGUGCUGUUAUUGCCGUAUUAUAUGAAUUAAACCAAGUUGAGUUUCUAAAAUGAAAGAACACAAAUUACAUACCCAUAAGCACAGAUUUUCUUUUCCAUUGAAACUCUGAAGAUUAUUAUUGGAAGCACUGUUUUGAGUGCAGUGUUUUUUAAAGCCAAUUCUUUUUAUCCCCUUUAGAAGUAGAAUUUGCAUGUAUAUUAAAAUUGAGGAGUGUUGUCUGUGCAGUUGGUGUUUCUGCUCCUUCAUCCCAUUUUGCCCAUCUACAUUUUGUUUCCAAUCAGACAUAUUUGACAUUUUCAUAUUUAUUUAUUAAUGAAGGGAGUGCCAUCUUUUUUAUAAUGAAGAGGUCUACAGUCCAAAUGAUGAAUGUAAGAACUAACUUGGUAAUUUGGAAAAUAGCUAAAUGGAUGUGUAGAGGACAGGAAUGCCUAUUUUUCAUAGCAUAAAUCUGUGAAGCUGCCUUUCAGUGUCAUUUCCAGCCUGUUCUUUUGUUACCACAAGCUGGCUCAGAGGUCUGUUAGCUCCUAUUUAGGUUAGCCAGAAAAUUACAGCAGUAGUAAUAGCUGAUCAUAAGAACCUGAUGUGCGAUCUUGAUGGGCUGAUUUCAUUUAUUGAUAUUCUAAAGCAAAGCCAUAGUUCUUCUGAAACUGUUAGUUUAAAAAGCAGCCUGUUGGUAAAUGAACAGUAAUUGCCCGGUAGGUUUUACACUCAUGACUUUGUGUCCACCUCUUAUGUGUACUAGAAGACACCAGGAUCAGGUUGAUGUGAUCGACACCUUUUCCCCCUUACAGCCUUGGCCAUUCCUGCACCUGCCCCACUCCCCAGCGUGAGCCGCUGUCCUUUUGGAAGGGUGUGUCCUUCAGGCCACUUUAUGAGCUGUGCAGAUUGUGCGGGAGUCUGUGUUGACUGCUCCCUCAACUGAAGACAUAUCCAAGUCAAUUUCUUGGCCAAUUCUAAAGAACUGAUUGCUUUUUCAGUGGCCUUAUUCUUUGUGUGUUUUUCUUCCUGAUCUUAAUUUUAAACAUUUAUUUGUCCCGUGAAAAGUGAAUUGCAACAGAGUUCAGUUUGUUCUCUUUUGCUCGUGGAAUAUUUCCAAUUCUUAUGGCAACAUGCAUUGUACUUAAAAGACAAUUCCUAAUGGCUACUUUUUAAAUAGAGUAGUGGCUGAUGAAUCCUUAAUGUUCAUAAGGUCUUUUUGCUGUUAUGGUUGUAUAUAGAAAUCUAAAGGAUUUUUUUUUUGCACUUUAUCACUGCAUGCCUAAAUUCCCUAAGGCAAAAUUUGUACUGAGGUAAAUAAUUGGAAGAACUAGAUUAUAAAAUUAAGCCUUUGAAUAUGUCCAGUUCUUCUAACAGUGAUAGUGCAUAUUUCACAGUGAGACAAACACAAAACAUCUUGAGGAGUGAAAAUUGAGUGUAAAAUCUUGCCUUUGGCACUACAGUUGUGUGUAUGUGUCUUUAUGUCUGUGUACCUUUACAGGAAAUGGAAGAACACUGUUUUACGUUUUAAAGUGUUGAAUGUUUUUGUCCUUCCUGGAGAUAAUUAAAAUGUGAAUCACCAAACUUCAGACUUUAACUACACUAAGGGCCCUGCUAAACAAUGAAAAACACUUUACUUAAAUGUACCAAAUUACACUGGGUUAAGAAUGUGAAAACAUGGCACAUGUUAGCUGUGGUGGAGAUGGGGAGGGUCCCGCAGGCAUGUUACCAGGACCAAACUGCAGUAGGCGAAUGAUUUACCUGGUACUAUUUAAUCACAAUACUGAAAGGUAAAAGCAUCUGACUUUUUUAACAAAAGGCUCUUCAUUUUAUAGAUCCAUUUUGACCUUAAAUACUUAGUUAUUUCCCCUUGACAAAUUGGGCCACACUUAAUCUCCCUCAUUCUACAUCUUUUAAUGCCAUAUCUCAAUGUUUAGAAGCUAAUAAACUACGCCUUUCUGGCUGAAAACCUGCCUUCAUUGAUACUUUACAAAUUAAUAUUAGUCAAAUCAGGAGCUUACUUUUUUUAAUGAUUUCUGUUCAAUGAUUUUUAGAAGCAAGAAGAAACCAUUAUGCCCUUCAAAAUGCACAAAACUCAUAGGUGUGAUCCGUGAAGGGAGGUGUGUGUGCACUUCACACUCAGAACAAAAGGCUGUGGGUUGGAUGUAUUCAUUGUGCCUUUGUUGACCAAAUCUGUUUAGAAAUAAUUUUGAGAAUAUGCUGUAUUUUGCCAUGGCCUUACAACGUGUUAUGUCGGCCUUGCACCUUUUGUUCUUCUGCUUCAUGAAGUUUGAGGUGUAUUUGGGCGUCUUGUUAAAUGAAAUCAAAUAAGGCUUGAUUCCCUACCUCCCACCAGAGUCUGCUUUUUCUUAAGGAUUUAUUUUCCAAGACACUACACAAAUCUUUAGAAAAACUUCUACCACUUCAUCUCUUAGACUCUUUACCAUUGAUUAGCAGUAUUUAAAUUUUGCAAGACUGUUUGGGCUGGUUUGAGAAACAGAGAUGCGCCGCGUGCCGGGCACCGUGGCCGGGAGGAGCAGCAGGUCACGGCCGCACCUUUCCUCUUCUUCCGUGGGGGCCUCUUCUGGCUUUGGUCCUAUUUAGAAUUAAUAGGCAUAAUGUUUUCCCGUGUCUUUUCUAUCUUCUGUCAUUUUGUUUGCAGAAGGUGGAGUUGGCGGAAUAACACGGUGUUGAGGAUUUUCCUUCAAAUACUGCAAGUGGUAUUUAGUGGUAUUUCUACCAGAUAAACCUCAAAUGUGCGAUCCAGUUGUGUUGGUUUCUUAGUGACUGAGAAUGAAUUGUGACCACUGGCCAUGUUCUCUUCAGUUCUUACAUGAGUAGACCAGCACCGUCUACCACCUUUCUUACAGUGGCUGUAAAUUUCCUGUUGUCCUGGGGGAGAUCACACUACAGCUUCCACUGUGCACCGGACAGCAGCGGGUACUGUGAUGGUGAGAGAAGCUCCUGGUUGUCUCUACCCAAGAGGGCAGGAAGGAAGCGCACGGCUCCGUGGGUGCCUGGUGCGAGCGCCCCGGCCCGCAAGGACAGGAAGCAGACCGCCGACAGGCCGGCCUAGGGCCCAGGUCAGACCGGGCAGUGUCUGGCUUGAGGACGGCGGCUUGCUUGGCUCUAAAGUAGAUGUUGAAACGAUGCUUAACACAGGCAGUAUUAACUUCACCUUUAGUUCAGGCCAUCAACACGUAUUGCUAAGAUUGCUGCACAUCCCCCUUCAGAUACCAAGUAUACACUGUUCAUGUUGGGGUGUGUGUGUUGAUAUGCAUGCCUCAAAUCUUGUUUUUUUUCCUUUUUUCCUGAAUGUGAUCAUAUUUUGGAUGAUAACCUAAGCAGGGUUGCCCUUUUUUAUUUAUUACCAUUAUAUAUUAUAUUAUAUGUUUUUUGCUUUCUUAUGACUUUAGAGAGAAAAUCAAAUCUUGGUAUUAAAAUUGUGUAAAAAAGGAAUAAAGUGUCCAGUUGAUAAAUGACCACUGGUCUUUUUCUAAAAUAAUACGAAUUUUUCUUUUAUAUUGUGAAGUACUGUGCCAGCUAUCUAGUCCACACAGUGAUUUUGUAAGUAGGAUAGGGAAGCAGUGAUGCUGUCAAUGGGAAGAUGUGCAACACAAAUAAGGGGACUCAGUGUAUUUUAUCUCCUUCAGCAAUGGAACUGCAACUUGGGGCUUUUGUGAAUAAAAUUUAGCUGCAUUGUAUAGUCCUUUGAAAGAGACAUAUGUGAUCUGUGAGAAUUAUAGUUUGUUUUCAUUUGUUAGAAGAAAAAUUUGCAAAAGAUCUCUCCAAAGAUAAUGUGCCACAGAUCUUUUGUUUGUUCUCUGUGAUGAGGAUUAAUUGCUGUUUAUGCAUUGUUAAUUGACUUGCUAAUCUUCAAAUUCUUUCCUUUUCACAAGAGGAUUGAGCUGUUAAAAAAAAAUUAAUAAAAAUUUAGAGAAAUCA